Molecule: messenger RNA, 2850 nt
Organism: Siniperca chuatsi (mandarin fish)
Lineage: Eukaryota; Metazoa; Chordata; Actinopteri; Centrarchiformes; Sinipercidae
Gene: gfm2
Product: GTP dependent ribosome recycling factor mitochondrial 2
Exons: 20
Coding region: 299-2608 (769 amino acids)
Biological process (GO): ribosome disassembly; mitochondrial translation
Cellular component (GO): mitochondrion
Molecular function (GO): GTP binding; GTPase activity; translation elongation factor activity
Source: RefSeq, a predicted model, not a curated record
ACGCUUGUUCCUAGGGAUGUAUUUUGGGGCUGUACCUUAUGCAAGCGUAACAUUUGAGAGCUGUAUAGUUAGAUUAUGUUGUUUUGUAGGACAUUUUAAUGCUUUAGUCUGGGGUAAAUUUUGUAUUUAUCUUCUGGUUAUAGCUAUAAGUCCCUUUUUUAUUGUUAUGGUGUAGCCGUAGCAGGUUGUCUGACUGCUCUUCUAGUCUUAUUUUGACUGCAAUGUUGCUCUACAAUGGUGCGUCUAAGUCUCAAAAUGAUUCUUAAGAAAAAGCUUGGAAGAUAAGCAGACAUUAAAUAUGCGCGUUAGAGCCUUUCCGACAUUAAGCGGGAUGAUUUGGGGAAGGUAUUUAUUAACUGCUGGGCUCCAAAGCUGCAGAUGUAGAGUGAGCUGCCAUGUAAAAAGACGUUACAGCUUUCUUCCAGAUGAUGUCAAAUCAUUGCGGGCUGUGGUCAACCCUGAUAUAUCCAAGAUCCGAAACAUCGGCAUUAUGGCCCACAUUGACGCAGGAAAGACAACAACCACAGAAAGGAUGCUUUAUUACUCCGGCUAUACGAGAGCACUAGGAGAUGUGGACGACGGGGAUACAGUCACAGAUUUUAUGGCUCAAGAGAGGGAGCGUGGCAUCACCAUACAGUCGGCAGCAGUCACGUUUGAUUGGAAAAGUCAUAGAAUAAACCUUAUAGACACCCCAGGACAUGUUGACUUCACUCUCGAGGUAGAGCGGGCACUUCGUGUUCUUGAUGGGGCUGUUGCAGUGUUUGAUGCUUCUGCCGGUGUUGAGGCUCAGACUCUGACCGUGUGGAGACAAGCAGAGAAGCACCAUGUUCCCUGUGUUUGCUUCCUGAAUAAGAUGGAUAAGCCUGCAGCAAACCUAAGUUUCUCCAUUGAGAGCAUAAGACAGAAGUUGAAAGCCAACCCAGUCCUCCUGCAGAUUCCUGUUGGCAGUGGCAAAAACUUCUUAGGUGUGGUUGACUUGUUAACCAACCAGAAGCUGAUAUGGAAGCUACGAUCUAUGGGAGAUGAUGGACGAAUGUUUGAAAGCAAACCUCUUGACCAGUCUGACGAGCCAGAACUCCUGCGGGAGGUCAGUGAGGCCAGGGCAGCUUUAAUUGAGCAGGUUGCUGAUCUGGAUGAUGAGUUUGCUGAACUGUUGCUGACUGAUUUUAGUGACAAUUUUGAUGCUGUUCCCUCCAUCCAACUACAGGAGGCUGUGCGGCGGGUGACUCUGGCCCGUAAAGGCGUCCCAGUACUCUGUGGGAGCUCUUUGAGAAACAAAGGUGUUCAGCCUCUUUUAGAUGCCAUCACCGCCUACCUGCCAGCCCCCAAUGAACGGCACCAUGACCUCGUGCGGUGGUACAAGGACGACUUAUGUGCUCUGGCCUUCAAGGUUCUCCAUGACAAGCAGCGUGGUCCUCUGGUAUUUCUUAGGAUUUACUCUGGUACUCUGAAACCACAGACUGCUGUCCACAACAUCAAUAGGAACAGCGUUGAGAGGAUGAGCAGGCUGCUGGUGCCGUUUGCCGAUCAGCAUGUGGAAAUCCCUUUAAUGACAGCGGGAAACAUCGCUCUAACUGUAGGACUGAAGCAGACAGUCACAGGGGACACCAUCGUUUCAUCUAAGGCUUCAGCAGCAGCUGCAGCCCGCCGAGCCCAAAAUGACAGCAGGGCAGGGAAGAAGUGUGGGGAACAGGCCAGCGUGGUCCUUUCAGGGGUGGAGGUCCCUGACCCCGUCUUCUUCUGCACCAUAGAACCGCCCACUAUGGCCAAACAGGCUGAUCUUGAGAAUGCACUCAACUGCCUCCAGAGAGAAGACCCCAGUCUUAAAGUCAGGGUAGACCCGGACUCUGGCCAGACCAUUUUGUGUGGGAUGGGAGAGCUGCACAUUGACAUCAUCCAUGAUCGAAUCAGAAGAGAGUAUGGCAUUGAGACUCACCUUGGACCACUACAGGUGGCUUACAGGGAGACUAUUCUCCACGAGGCCUCUACUACAGAUACGCUGGACCGUACUGUUGGGGAGAGACGACAUGUUGUGACAGUGGAGCUGGCCGUCAGACCUGUGGACAUCUUCUCUACGGGUGGUUCAUGCAAAUUAGCUUUUACAGAGGAUUAUGAGGGGCAGCUAUCAGCAGAAAUGAAAGAGGCAGUGGAGAAUGGAGUACACAGCUCAUUUCUUCAAGGUCCAUUGCUAGGUUAUCCUUUACUAGGUGUAUCUACACUGAUCCAAAGUGUCAGCAUGGAACAAGGAACGUCUCCUGCCAUGGUGUCCGCCUGUGUGUCCCGCUGCAUGCUUAAGGCCCUGAAGUUAGCAGGAGGUCAGGUCCUGGAGCCAGUGAUGUCACUGGAGGUGACUGUCGGGGAGGAACACCUUAGCACUGUGCUGGGGGACUUAGCACAAAGACGAGGAACCGUCCGAGAUAUCCAGAGUCGUCACGACAACAAGGUGCUGCUAGCAGCUGUGCCCCUGGCUGAGAUGAUGGGCUAUUCCACGAUCUUGCGAACACUGACAUCUGGAAAUGCCACCUUCUCCCUGGAGCUGGACACCUAUGACGUCAUGAACCCCCAGGACCAGAACACCCUCCUUAAAAGAAUUGCUGGUCUGCUGUGAUCUCCUGUUCAACACUGAAACUGUUCAGCAAUGGGACCAAUGGUCUUCUGAGACAGAGGCAUGGCUAGUACCCAAACAGACUUUUCCCAGGACUUACAGUAAAUAUCAGACUUGACUACUGACAAGUAGCCUGAGUAAAAUGCUAUUUAUAGUGUGAAUACCCACUGCAGGAAAGAGGAAAAUAUGAAUAGUGUACCAUGUUUUUAGCUGGAUACAAAAUAAAUUUGCUGCCAAAUAUUUCA